Pseudo-nitzschia multistriata is the source of this 2309-nucleotide messenger RNA. NCBI's taxonomy places the organism in Eukaryota, Bacillariophyta, Bacillariophyceae, Bacillariales, Bacillariaceae. The record is from the annotation of a GenBank genome assembly.
AUAUCAUUGUUGUCGCAACCAAGCCACCAGCAGCCAGGCCAACAUCAUGAAGACGAAGACUGUUGACACGAUGCAAACAGCGAAUGAAAUUGCGGAGAAAUCGAGUAAGAAACAGUCGAAGAGAGAGAAAAAAGCAAGGAAAGAAAAGAGGAAGCGAAAACGAAACGCCAAAAACGAAACGGAYGGUGAUCGGAUAGGUGUUGACGCAGAUUCUGCCGAAAAUGAAAGCGAAAAGGAUUGCUUUYCCACUUACCAAGAUGACGACAACAUMAGCAGCAACAACAAGAAAGUGGAAAAUAGCGACAAAAAGAAGAAGAAGAAGUCGAAAAAGAAAAAGAAAGGARAGAAGAAAUCCAAAGGAAUCAAUAACGACAGAGAUACUGAAUCUAACGAUGAAAAAAGUGGGUAUGAUUCUGCAAUUCAGAGUACCGGCGAUGGUCGUUUAGUGGCUUCCUCCGCUAUUGAGUUUUAUGACGAUGAUCUUAAAAAAAGAGCAAAGAAGCGACAAAAGGUUACAUUGAGCAACAAGAUAACGACUGGGGAUAAUGCAGAAAAUGACACUGGAUUGGAAGAGGCCCUGAAAAAGCAACGAUCRAAAUCGAAAAAGAAGAAACGGCAUCGCGACGACGACAAGGCCGAACGCGAAAAGGAACUGAAACAACGUGACGAACURGACAAGGUUUUGAUUCCCGAAAAGAAACACAUCCAUAGCUUGACACUUCUACUGUUUUAUCAGUAUAUAGAGCCGGAAUGGGAUGAUGAAACCCACGAAAAAAUGCUCCGCAACCUUCAAAAGAUUGGAACCACCCUCGAAUUGACUGGCCGAAUGCGAUGCGCAAAGGAGGGCUUGAAUUGUACUUUAACGGGGACUCACUCAAAUAUUUUAGAAUACACUAAGGCCCUUCGACAGUUACGACCCAAGGAAUUCUGCAACACUGAAUUCAAGUUGACAACGGACCUGCCCCUGGCUCAGAAAUUUGGCGAGUUGAAAGUUCUUCCUGUCAAGGAAAUUGUUCGUUAUGGUCUAGAUGGCGAAAAGGCACCACCUAUCCAGCAAUAUAGUGGGGUCCAUCUCGAACCCAAAGACUACCACAAGAAACUGGCCGRGUCCAACACUGUGAUCAUAGAUGUUCGAAAUCACUACGAGGCUGCAAUCGGGCGAUUCGUUCCCCCUACGAAGGAUGACUCGGGCGCGCAAACAGACACAAAAGCGACAGAAGGCCCAAAGUGGAUUGAUCCAAAGAUGCGCAAGUCGACAGAAUUCCCGGCSUGGCUUGACAAAGAMGAGACCAAGGAAAUGAUGAAGGGAAAGCAAGUCCUCAUGUACUGCACAGGUGGCAUUAGGUGCGAACGAGCUUCMGCCCUCCUGAAGUAUAAGAUGGAAACAGACGAAUCGGUCAAGGAUCUAGGCAUCAAGGGCGUGUUCCAACUUCAAGGUGGAAUCGACAAGUAUUUCAAGGAGUUCCCUGACGGUGGCUACUGGAAGGGGAAAAACUACGUAUUUGACAAGCGCUUUGCUCACGCGCCACCUAAAAUUGACGGCGAGCUACACGGUCGCGUUAUAGACAAGGACGAUGAAAAUGAUUCCAAACUUCCCGCAAACGCCCACGUUAUGGGAAAGUGCGAAGCCUGCCACAAACCAUGGGACAUGUAUCGCGGCAAACGGCGGUGCCCGACCUGUGGUGUCCCGUCUCUUAUCUGCAAAGACUGUUUUCUCGCUGACAAGGAGGGCAGGAAGAAAUUAGGCAAGGAGGUCCGGUGCGAUUUGUGUGUAGAACAGGGGAUAUUUUCCAAGAGGCAGUACCGAGAAAACGACGAGCGGUUCAUCCAAGACUACGAAUCGAAAAUGACGGCCAAGGGGCUCCUCCUGCCCAACGCGGCAGCUCAAGAUCCAGAGGUUGACUCUGCGGUGAUGGCAYCAAACCCAAAGGGAAUCACCCGGUUGGUUCUCAAAAACAUGUGCCGCAAAAAGAUGACAGAGGAUGCCCUUAUGGAAGCCCUUCCAGGCAUCACGCACAUUGUGUGGAAUACCCAACGCAAUCGAAAGAAUCCGUCGGCAGAACCCAUUUUUACCGGAAUGGGCUGGGUGGAAAUGGCCACCCCGGACGAUGCGGCCAGGGCCGUGGCCAAGAACAACCAGCUCAAGGUGUUCGGCAGGACGAUUGGCAUUGCCUUCCAGGCGCCUGACGGAAAGGAUGUGUGGCCAGCACCGAAUAGCAGGGUUGUCUAACCGACGGCCCGCGCGCUUUCGACCGGAGAGAGGGGUWUGGUUUCGUACUGCUUUUCUGUAGGCUGAGUUGUGUCGUCCU